Cyclocybe aegerita is the source of this 1347-nucleotide messenger RNA. NCBI's taxonomy places the organism in Eukaryota, Fungi, Basidiomycota, Agaricomycetes, Agaricales, Hemipholiotaceae. The record is from the annotation of a GenBank genome assembly.
CAUGGCGCCAGUGCCCCAGGAAGAACUCCCCAUACUCGAGGCUCUUAUCAGCAUCCGGAACAGGCUCCAGGCCCUGAAGAAAAACCGUGGCGAGUUCAUCAAGGCCUCCGAUGUAAACCAGCUCUACCAGGCCGUUGUUAAACAAGUCACGAAGCUUAACGACGUCCGAGACGAUAACAACGUCUAUAAUAACAGGCUCGAUACCACCCUCGCCGAUGUCUUCAGCCUGCUCUCCCUCUUCUACCUUACCAUUGGCAAAACGAGGGACGCACCAGCCACGUACUGUCAGAUCGCUUCUAUGAGGCAAAUUCUUGGCCACAUGAAUGAAUCAGCAGUCUAUAACGAAACGGACCUGGCACCCUUUCACAAACGUUUGACCGACCUCCGUCAAAUCAUACAACACGACGCCGAGAACGGAAAGCAUCCCAAGGCCAUCACGAAGCUGCUUGAGCGACAGUUAACCGAAUGUGACUCGAUUGUGCAACAGCUACAGGAGUCGCUGUCCGAACUGUCACCCGAGCUCUUACCCGUCCACCAGAAGCUUGUAACAAUCCGGCGGCAACUCGUCGCACUUGCGGCAAAGGAGGGUUCUCAAAAAGCUGAACUGAAGCCGCUUAUGGAGGAGCUACGCAGAAUUGAUUGAACGCGGAAGGACGGUAAAUUUGUUGCUGGAGGAAUCGUACCCGCCUCGCAAGCAGCAUGCUCGUCCCUUCUCGAGGAAUGCUUUGAAAUCGCCCAGGAAAUCAAGGCACACGAGGAUUCGAAGAACGUCGCGUCGUCGCUCAAGCCCAUCUACGACCGUCUGAGCGAAAUACGGGGCGAGCUCGAGAGCCUGGUGAUGACGCACCGCUGGAGCCUGCGCGAGACCGAUCUGUGGAACUACUCGCUCAGCUUACAGGAGAUCGACAAAAUGAGGGUCGAUGGCAACUUCUUAGACACCGAGGGCAAUCGACCGUCAGGACAAUAGGUGCUACUCUAUCUCCUUCGGCGGUGUUAUGGGUUGAUAUAUCGUCUUUUGUCAUCGAGCGAGCCAGUGUCGGAGGAGCUUAUGCCUAUGGCGAACAAGCUUACUACCGUGAAGAAAUGCUUGAAUGAAGUCCUGAAGUAUGGUGGCCCAUUUAAUCCCCGUGAGCUCUAUCCGUACCAACUCGCACUAUUCCAAAUCGACUCUAUGCGCAAAGAUGGCCGAUUUAUCGGUGCCGAUGGGACCAUCCCCGAGGGCCAGGGUAUCAUCAACGCUAACUUGAGUGAAUGUCACGAGCUGGUCUCAAUGUUGAAAGAGGCCAUGGACGAAGGGGAGACUGAAGAGGACGAGGACGAGUUUGACGAUUCUUCCGAUUUUGACUG